Penicillium canescens is the source of this 405-nucleotide messenger RNA. RefSeq lists its product as uncharacterized. The transcript has 2 exons. The record is from RefSeq and is a predicted model, not a curated record. NCBI's taxonomy places the organism in Eukaryota, Fungi, Ascomycota, Eurotiomycetes, Eurotiales, Aspergillaceae. Bases 1 to 405 code for a protein of 134 amino acids.
AUGUUCGUCGGUAGUCGCGUCGACAAGUCGAUGACUGUCUCCCCCGUCCUGUUGCCUCCACCAUACAAAGAAGAUACAGAAAGGGCAAACGCGGUGAUCGAUCUUCGCAAAGAUAUCUGGGCACCCACCCUUCCAGUACCCUCUUUGGUGAAAAAUAUGGACCGUUUGACAGCUAUUAAAGAAUUCUUGGACAAUAUCGACACACAGGAUUCACAACAUGGCUGGAGAUUCCUUCUUGGUAUAUACCUUGUAGCACUCAUCGGUUCUGGGCCUGCAACAGACAGCCACACUGGGCAUGACGGAAUAUGUUUUGAAUACUUCCGAUUCGCAACUUGGGGCGUAUUCGUAGAUAUUUCAUUGCAGUUCAAUCGCAACGGAUGCGACAAUUAUCGCCUAGCUAAAUAA